Messenger RNA from Kluyveromyces lactis, 861 nucleotides. It is a transcript of the gene PLN1, whose product is annotated as Pln1p. Lineage: Eukaryota; Fungi; Ascomycota; Saccharomycetes; Saccharomycetales; Saccharomycetaceae. The record is from RefSeq and is a predicted model, not a curated record. The coding region runs from base 1 to 861 and encodes 286 amino acids. The transcript has a single exon.
AUGACAGGCCCAGUUAAAAAGCAAAGGUCCCGCUCCUCUUCUUCAGUUAGACUUGUUGUUGAUAAACCAUCUACUGAUAAAUUUGCUACACAGUAUGCUACUAUCAAUCAUUUGAACAAGUAUCCGACGUUGAUAAAGUGGCUUAAUGCCUUGUUGAGCUUGUCUUUGGUGUCAAAUAUAAUUUCUACCAUUUCCCUAAUUUUGUUCCAGUUCAGGAUCAAAGUCAUCGAGUCUCCAAAGACCCCAACGUUCGUGAAAAGAUCGUUCAACAGAUCAGUUGCCAUUGUCAAGAAGUUGGACGAAUUCAUCAACACCUUGGUGUUCAGAGAAGGUAUUGAUACGUUCGUUGAAGAAUACCAUGACCAUGGGAAGUUAGGUGUAUGGGUGGCAUAUUUCGUAGUAGACUAUACUGCUAAUGUGGUGAACUAUACAGUGAAAGAAUUGAUUUUGAGACCCUUGUCUUUAAUCAAGGAUGAGACGCAUCCAUCUUCUAGUGGGAAAUCUGUUGACUUGCCCCAUUUCAAGGAGUUGGGAAACACUACCAAGGAUGUAUUGGAGCCUACUAAAGAGAAAUUUGUUGCCAGGUAUGAUAAUCUGGUGAAGCCAGCUAAGGAUGGUUAUGAACAAGCCAUUUCCACGGCAAAGGAAACAUAUUCAACUGCCUACAAGACUGUUUCCGAUAAAUACGACACGAACUUCAAGGAAACUGAAUCCGUUCCUAGAGCUAUCUUGACUACAGGGUCAGAUUUGGGUUCAUUGACCAUUGAAAAAUUGAAGAAGUACAACGGUGUCGGUGAUGAGUCAAAUACAACUGUCGACACAGAAACCUCCGUCAAAGGUUUGAAAGGUCUCUCUACCUGA